AACUCACAAUUUUCAAUGCUUCAUUUUUAAUAUAUAAUUAAUUACAAAAUUUCAUAAUUAGAUAAUAUAUGAAAAUACAUAAUUCUAAUAUAACGCAACUAAUAUAUACCGAAUAAAAAAAAUUAAAAUACAUUUAUCUUUGUACGCUAUGUGUAUUUCCAUAAAAUAGUUUAUUGAUGUUGAAAAAAUAAUACUACGUUCGUACAAUAGGUGGCGUCUUACAUAUUUCUUACGCAAUAAUAUAUUGUAGCGAGCGGCACGCCGGUCAAAUGCUCAAGGUCGUUCGCAUGGAGUAGCCCCUUAAUGCAAACAUUACAUACAAAAAACGACCGUAUAGUAUUUGACACAUAAGCGCCUUAGUGGUCAUUUUUACGUGCAUGAAUAACGUCAGCGAAAAUCCGUUCGAGUUGAGUGAUACACUUCUUAUUUGUUAUCUCUAUCUGAUUUGUGUGGAUUAUAAUUAUUUCGCCCGCUAACUCGCCACUCGUGAGUCAAUAGUUAAGUUAAUCAUUGUCUCAUUGUCUCAGUCUGUCUCUCUCGCUCGUGGCUCAGUCGCCUCGCAAGCGACGCGUCGCGCGAAAUGAGCAAAGAGCAAAGUAAUGUUUCACUGUUCCAGAUCCAAAUGAUACAUUUGAAACGUUGUUACUGAACCAAUCUUUGUGUCACUUCAGUGAUUCGUAUCAGUGAGUCGUUUCCGUAAAGAGAUACACACGCCUACUAUACGCCAAUAUAUCUACGAGUAUAUUCUAAGUGUAUGCUACAUCGAUCACUAAUAAAAAACUAGAUACACAAUCAGUGACAAAAAAUGGCAUAACCGAAUGUGCACCCACUCGAACAUAUGGGUGCACAUUUAAUCUAGUAGCAUUCGAAUGUUCCGACGGUAAACAUGCCUCAGUGCUCGUUUAAAAAGUGUAAAAAGCACACAUCCAGGACGCUAAAAAAUGGUGGAAUUUCAUAUUUUCGGUAAAUAUGAAUAUUAACAUUAUUUAAUUGUUAUAACUGUAUGGUAAAUACUGAUAUUUUGUCAAGAAAUCAUCGAAAAAGUAUUUUUUAAAUUAAGUCUUAAUAAAAUAAGUCGUCAUUGUUCGAGGUAUAUGCGUUGAUUCUGUUCCAUUUGUGGAAACGCUAUUGUUUUUUUUAUUUAUUUUUUUGUUAUUAAUGUAUGAUUGUAUUUUUUUUUGUUUAAUGAGAGUUCUUUACUUAAUAUAAAAUAAGUUAAUAUACGCGUUAAAAUCCGUAAAACUAGUUUCAUUUAAAUGUGAAGUGAACGCGUAAAUAUAAGAAAUCAUUAUAAUUAUUCAGUCCUAUCCGUUUUUUUAAACAUCUGUAAAUAUGAACAGAAUUUGCACAAAAUUGUUCUUAGAUUUUGCAAUAAGUUUCUGUACUUAUUUUUUAUAUUUAGUAACUAUUAUAUUUAGAUUUAACUUGUUUGUCAAGCAAUAUCUUUAAAUUUUUCACACAAGAUAAAGAAUAAAUAAAUAAUUAUGACUAUUUCAAUUAUUUUCAUUACUAAAUGAAUGUGGUGUCGUAUACAAAAGCAUAUUUACAUUCAGGUAAUAAUAUAACCAUUACACAUAUACACCAUAGAAUAGAAUAGAAUAUGCUUUAUUAAGUAGACCAAUUAUUUAAAACAAGCUUAAAAAAAUUGUAAAAUUAUAAUUAAGUUAAAACAAAAAAUAUUGUGCAGUUCGACUCCACUCUCCUAGUCCAAGCGAAGAGCCUCGGUCGUAAAAUUUUAUUGCUUUUUGUACGUUGCUUUGUAAAUACAACUUUAAGCAUAUCACUUAAGAUUGAAUUUACAUUAAUGUAUAUUUAUAUCAACUAGAAUUACGUCAAAACAUUUGGCGACAGUUUUUAGAGAACUUUUGUAUGGGAUUGUGCAUCUAGUUUAUUAGUGAUCGAUGGUAUGCUAGAAACACACUAUUAUAACACACUUAUCGUAUGCAACGCAUCACACGCGCCCGACGCAACGUCGAUCUACGAUCGAUGUUCCGGUAUAUAUUACUGUACUCUAUGGAUCGAGGUCUAGAGGCCGGUCUCAAUAACUUAUCUAUUAUUCCAUCUCUUACUGGAACUGGAAGUGAAAAUGGCUACCAUUGGUAUCUAUAGUUACAUUUUUCCGUUUCAAUAAUCAAAGAUAGAUAGAAAUGUUUAACCAUCACAUUGAUCUACCCUUCGGAGGACUUACCGACUACCUGGGUUAAGUAAGUUCAUAGAAAAAAAACAUCUGACUGUUUCAAUAACGUAUUGGCAGUUAACUGGCGAACUGGCGAUAGUUCAAAUUACCAGAUGUUAGAGUUUUGUCUAUCGCCCUAUUUUGAGAGUUAGCAAAUAUUUGUCGUGAUUUUAAAUAAAUCAAACCUAUUUUAUUUAAUAUCUAAAAAACGGAUUUGUUCAGUGAUGAAAGUGAUAAUGAAAUGUAUGAGAUAGGUGUUUUUGAUUCCGGAGGUAUUGUAGAUACUGAAAAUCGCCGACUUUAUAAUCGAAUAAAUUACAGAAGUGAAUUUUCUGACUCUGAAUUUACAUAUAGAUUUAGAUUAAAUAAAACGUCCGUGGAUGAGUUAUUAUUGAAAAUAACACCAUCCUUAAAAUAAUUUCUUCAAGGUGAGUAAAGAAACUUGUGAACAAAAUUUGGUUACAUUAUAUAUAGUAUCGUCGAAAUAUGCCACCCAACAUAAUAUGAAUGACAGUUAUUGGUUUUUUUUAUACUUAAUUUACUUACUUAUAUUUAACAUUUUAGAAAUAAAGGAAUAUCGCCGUUACAUCAGUUGUUACUGACCUUGAGAUUUUAUGCACUGGGAACAAUGCUUUUAUCAGUAGCCGACUUUAUUGGUGUAUCGAAAGCUUCAGCCAGCCGAAUUGUGCAUCAUGUAUCUCGGGCUAUAGCUGGCUUAUACCCUCAAUAUGUGAAGACAUUAAGCAAUACCUAGAAUGCCUUUCAUGAAAUCGCAGGAUUUCCAAGAAUUCUUGGCGCAAUUGACUGCACGCAUGUUCCCAUACAGUCACCUGAUUCAAAUAUAGGAGAAGAAUUCAGAAAUAGAAAAGGCAUAUUUUCAAUGAAUGUCCAAGGAGUUUGUAACGCAGACUUGUUAUUUAUGAAUGUUGUUGCCCGUUGGCCUGGGUCUGCUCAUGAUGCUACUAUAUUUAACAACUCUACGCUAAACAUGCAAUGUGAAGAGGGAUUGUUUGGCAAUAGAUGGCUUAUUGGAGACAGUGCAUAUCCCUGUACUUCAUAUCUUUUGACACCACUGCUCAACCCCACAUCUGUUGCAGAGAAUCGUUACAAUGAAGCACAUAUAAAGACUAGAAAUACUAUUGAAAGAUGUUUUGGUAUGUGGAAAAGGCGCUUUCCAAUAAUCUCUCUAAAAAUCCGUGUAGCUAUGCAGACAACACAGGCCAUUAUUAUUGCCACUUCUGUAUUACACAACAUCUGCAGAUUAAAUAAUAUUAGGGAUGUAGAUCCAGAAGUUGCAAUGCCGCAAGAAUCAGGUGCUACCUAUGCUGAAGGGAUAGGUCAACAAAAUCACAGUGUCAGACAACUAAUUAAUAAUUAUUUUAGUGUUUAAGUUAUGUUUAAUUAUAUAAGAAUUUUAAUGUGUAAAUAAUGUUAAAUUAUACUAGAAUAAAUGUGCUUUAUUUCAAAAAUGUCAAAUAAAAAUCAAUGUAU
This is a messenger RNA of Parnassius mnemosyne (clouded apollo), 3667 nucleotides long. The record is from the annotation of a GenBank genome assembly. NCBI's taxonomy places the organism in Eukaryota, Metazoa, Arthropoda, Insecta, Lepidoptera, Papilionidae.